AUGUCAAAAUCUGACAUUUUUACUAAAUCAAAUCUGGUUUACAUACCGCUGUCAGUAACGACCGCUCACACAUUACAUUUCAUAUUUAAUUCUCAAUUAUCAACAUGGCAAGAAUUUCCCCCAAAUUUACCUACCUCAGUAUAUUCCUCUAUAUUUUUCACAAUAUUAUUAUCGUUUAUAUCACUUUCAUUUGAACCAAUUCAAACAAGAAGUCGAUUUUAUACGUUAUUAACUCUCGCCCUUAUAUAUGUUACAAUUCCAAUAAGUUUUCGCGGAAAAUACCCACCUUUGCCUCAUAAUGUUUUUGUAACUUAUGGAGCAAUUUUUGGACUAAAAAUGUUUUUGUUCUUAAAAUCCAAUCGAGUAUAUUUGAAUCAAGAAGAUUCGAAACAAAAGAAAGAAUUUAAAUCAUUCCUUUGGUCUUUAUUUAAUUUACGAUUUAACUCUUAUAUAAUUCCUCCAAAAAAGGAAAAUUCUAAUGAAAAAGAAAAUACCUUGAUUAUUACAUCACCCACGACUUCACAAAUCAACCAAAAGAUAAUUAAUCGAUCCAUAAUUACCUUUGCAAAAUGUCUUAUUCUUGAACUUGUAAUGUACAAUGCAAUUACAUGUACAUUGGUGAUUCCUGAGAAUUCAUACCAACUUCGUUUAAUUGAAUUUUUUAUGAAAGGAAUCCCCGCGAUUACAAUGCCCUUAAUGUUACAAUACUUAAAUUUCCUUUUAUAUGCACAUCUAUCGUUGUCAGUAUAUUUAUACGAUAUAUACACUAUUAUUAGUGCAAUCUUUUAUCGUUUAUUCCUUCAUUCCUCAUCGGAAGAAAUUAAUUAUAAACCUUUUUUAAUUAAAUCUGGAAUUCUCACUUCUUCCGAAUAUUUCUCCCUAAAAGAAUGGAUGAUCACAUACCUUUUCAAUACAAAACAUUUGUUUAGUGAACCAUGGAUGGCAUCAAGCCCUCGUGACUUUUGGUCUGUUCGUUGGCAAUUAUUAGCUAAUGAAUUUUUCAAAGAACUAGGUUUUUUACCUGUUAAGAAUGUAUUCGCUCCAAUUGCCCCUAAGAAAAUCGCAAAUAUGAUGGGUGUACUUGGUGCUUUCGGUGUUAGUUCUCUAUUACAUGAAUACCUUAUUAUUGGAAUGCUCGAUAUUUGGAAAGGUGAACACGCCUUUUUCUUUAUGAUCCAUGGUGUAAUAUUCAUCAUGUGGGAAGCUGUUUUUGGUCGUGAAAAUAAAAAUGAGAAUUCAAAAAUUAAAAGGUUCUUAAAGUGGUUCUUAUUGUUGAUUAUAAAUUUAUCGGUUUUGCCAGCAUUCAUUGAACCUUUUAGACGAAAACCUGAUCUUCUUCCUUUACCUUCAUUUUGGCAAAAUUUUAUUAAAUAA
Messenger RNA from Funneliformis mosseae, 1374 nucleotides. The record is from the annotation of a GenBank genome assembly. NCBI's taxonomy places the organism in Eukaryota, Fungi, Glomeromycota, Glomeromycetes, Glomerales, Glomeraceae.